CUGAGCUCCGCAGGCCCCGACCGAGAAGAGACCCAAAAGAACCGAGAAAAGCCCCCGAACCACCCCCGGGACAUACGCCGCGGGCCCCGGGAGUCACACGGCCUGUCCCCCCGCGGAGCAACCGGGCCAGAGCGGGACCAUCCGGGACAGAUCCGGGACAGAUCCGCGCGGAGAGGCUCAUGCGGCGCUGGAAACUUUUCGGACUGUGAAGAUGAAGAACAGUAUUUCCCACUCCCCGCCCUCUGUGGCAGUUGGGACCGGGUGAGGAUCAGCGGAGAGAAAAGAGAGAGAGAAGAGGUAGAAGAGAGAAAGGGACUGAACUUUAGGAGAGAGAUAGUGGAUGGUGGACGGGGGGGCGGAGCUCUGAGCCACAGCGCCUCCCAGUGACAGGCCUGGACGGCGCGGCGAGACUCACUCGUGCUGAUGGCUGCGGCGCUCUGAGGCUGCCAUGGCAGCUGCUGCCGCCGAUGCACCAAAACGUUUCACCGCACUGAAAACGGAGGAAGAGGGACGAAGCAGGCUGUACGGGACCGGCCCAGCUCAAACACGGACCGAACGAGAGCGAGAGAGGGGGAUAGAGAGGGAGAGAGAGAGGGGGAUAGAGAGAGAGAGGGAGAGAGAGAAGGAGAGAGAGAGGGAGAGAGAGAAGAGGGACGGAGGAGGAGAGGUGGGGAGAGCGAGCGAGUGCUUGGUGUGCGGGGCUUUGUUUUCUUCUCAGGACAAACUUCGGCUUCACGCUCUGAGCCACAGCGGUGAUAAACCGUUCCAUUGCUCACAGCCCCUCUGCCCCAAGGCCUUCAGCUCCAAGUACAAGCUCUUCAGGCAUAUGGCCACACACUCCCCACAGAAGUCCCAUCAGUGCACGUUCUGUGAGAAGAUGUUCCACCGUAAAGACCACCUGAAGAACCACCUGCAGACCCAUGAUCCAAACAAAGAGGCCUUUAAGUGUGAGGAGUGUGGAAAGCACUACAACACCAAGCUGGGCUACAAGCGGCACGUGGCCAUGCACUCGGCCACCUCUGGAGAUCUGACGUGUAAAGUGUGUCUCCAGAGCUACGAAAGCACGCCCGUGCUGUUGGAGCAUCUCAAGAGCCACUCGGGGAAGUCCUCCGGAGGAACCAAGGAGAAGAAGCACCCAUGUGACCACUGCGACCGCCGCUUUUACACGCGCAAGGACGUGCGCCGCCACAUGGUGGUGCACACAGGCCGCAAGGACUUUCUGUGUCAGUAUUGCGCCCAGCGGUUCGGCCGCAAAGACCACCUGACCCGACACGUGAAGAAGAGCCACUCUCAGGAGCUGCUAAAGAUCAAGAGUGAACCGCCGGACAUGCUAGGCCUGCUGGCCUCAGCGUCGCCCCCUUGUGCCGUGAAGGAGGAGCUCAGCCCCAUGAUGUGCGCCAUGGGCCCGAACAAAGACCCUCUGAUGGGGAAGCCCUUCCCCAGCACCGCACCCUUCUCUAUGGGCAUGUAUAACCCCCACCUCCAGGCCAUGUCCGGGCCUGCUGUGGCCCACCCCCCCCUCAUGUCCAUGGGCAUGGGCUGCCAUGAGACAGGGCCCCUGCACCCACACUCCCACCACCACCAUCACCAUCAUCACCAUCAUCACCACCACCACUCCCCCCCGGGACCCCCUCACCACCAGCCCCAACCUCCCCAGCCCCCCGCGCCCAAGUACCCUCUGGGAUCUACCUCAUACCUGCUGGACAAGCCGCUAAAGGUGGAGAUGGAGAGCUUCCUGAUGGAUCUGCAGAGCGGGCUGGGCCCCCUGCCGGAGCCUCACGCUGCUGCGGAGCCCCCGAAGGAGGAGGCGUCGUCUGGGAUGAGCGAGGAGCUCGACCCCCUCCUGUCCAAGAGCCCUGCGGUCAUUGCAGAGUCUCUGUGUGCUGCUAACAUGGACUUCUCCCACCUGCUGGGCUUCCUGCCUCUCAACCUGCCUCCCUACAGUGCCCCCAUGAGCUCGGGUGGGCUGGUGAUGGGCUACACCACCGGCCCCUCCUCUUCCUCGUCCUCUUCCUCGUCUCUGCACGCGGCAGACCCUCACGCCGCUGUUACCUCUGUGCAACCGCAACCUCAGGAGCCCAGCGCACUCACACUGCCCCCGGUGUUUAGCUCCGGGAUCAGCUCCACCACUCUGCCGCGCUUCCACCAGGCCUUCCAGUGACAGCUCAGCCUAACAACACGCGCACAGAACAAGAGCAAAGAGAGAGGCUUGGCUUUGUCUAUCCUACAAAUAUAAUGAGUAUAACGACAUAUUAACCCUUUAUUACCUCCUGUUUACCCCGCAUUAUUUAGUCUCAUAGAGCAGCAUCAGUAGGCCUAAAGGCGUGGUACUGCGAACCUUCUAAAGUAAUAAUAUAACAAAAAAAAUCAAAGAUAAUUUUAGUGCAGAUUAUCGUUUUGUUGUGGCCCAGAAAAUAUAGUUUGAAGUGGAUAUUUUGUUAAAUUUUUUUUUCCUUUUCCAAAUGUAAAAAUAUGCUAGAACGUGCCUCAUCCUAUGUUCUCUAAAACUAAGAUUAGGGAACAGGUGCAGAUUGCGUUUUAAUCCUCUCAGUGGCUAAAGGCUAACGCUAGCACAGCCACCGCCUUUAAGAAGUGCUCUUCAAAACAAACCCAAAAAUGUCCCUGAUUUUGUUGCCACUUUUUGCUCAUAGAGUGAAUCUGGCGCCCCCUAAAGUCACAAUGUAAGCCGCGGCAUUUGUCCACAGGUCCAACGAUUUAAAAUGUUCAUGCUGGUUUUUUACUUUUCCUUAAGAGAAGCACUUUUUUAGCUAAGGCACUUCACCUUUUAGUACUUUCUUUAGUAAAACCUGCUCUCAUUGGUAGUUUUCAGAGGCUGUCAUGCAAUCUUCACUGGAUGGUACGUUUCCAUGGCAACACUGGAGGCACGGCUCUGUCUGAAGCGCUGUUAAACCAGAUGCCCACACACUGCACGAUUUUGUCAGAAAUGAAAGAUUACUGACCUUGGGUCGUAGCUCAAAACGCCUGGCCAGUCCAGACUGCUGUUUGUCUGUAUUUUUACACAGAGGGACAUCAGUCUGGUCACCACACAUCGAUCGUCCAAUCAGAUUAGUUUAUAUCAGUGAUGCAUGUGAAACAUAAGGAGCUCAUUAGUCACCUAUCAUUUCCUUGUAAGCAGACAUAUUUGUUUUGAUACGGAUCAACAUGCUUGUCCUUGAUUGGCUAAUCCAUCUGUCAAUCACACCCAUCUAAACUCGGGGAGAUUCACCGGUGACCAGACUCACAUCUUCAGAAAGUAUAGAAGAAGUGGUGUGUAUUCUGGAUCCAAAAACGUGAAACAGUGAAACAAGGACGAAUAUUAGAUUAAAAACCCUAAAAACUGUCUAUAUCUCAAACUUUGUCUCACUGCGUCUAUAAACAAACUUUCAAACUGCAUAACCACAGCUCCUCUUUGUUUAAUUCCAAUGUAUCAUCCACAAACCAGGAACUUUAUCUUAGUUCAAUUAGCUUGCUUGUAGCACUGAAGACCAAACUCCGCUCUGGCCUCUGAAACUUGAAAAGCACUUAUAAACUCAUCACUGUGAAUAAUUUGAAUGUUCAUAAUGCAUUAGUUACAGGUGUGAACCGCUGUAAACUGUCAAAAUUAACUGGGUUUCAUGUUUUUAAAAUUCAGAAAAAUCUCCAUUGGUUUAGGCUAACUUUUUCUUGAGUUAUUUGACCGUCUAAAAUCGUAUGAGGUAAUGUUUCCUAAUGUGUGUCACCAUGGUAACCGUGCCAUCCAUCGCAAUGCAAAAUGACAUCACCGAAAGCUAUCAGUAUUUUCGUUUAAUGAGUUUUGUUUGUUUUUUUUCCCUCUCAGGCCAUGAAUGGGUCUGAUCUAGAGACACAUUAGCUCCUCUCAAACUUGGCAAGAAUCUUUUUAUCGCAGCUGUUUUUUGCCGCUGCUCCGAUACUGUAAAUCUUCAUUAAACUCCAUAAAACUUAAAAAUGUUCAAAUAUAGAGCGCUCUGGUCAUGCUAAACCCUGACAGAUGUGAAACUCGAAACAAACGAGCAAUAGUUGUGCUAAAGAAUGUUAUUGCAGUGUACGAACUAUCUCAAAAUGACUAUAUUUGCUUUUAUCUCAGUAAAAAGUGUAUUUUUUAGGUAUAGGUGAUAUUUUUGAUGUAUAGCAGGUUUACAUUUGUACCUUGCUUUUUUUUCAAAUGAUGGAUGAAGUAUUAUUAGCUUUUUGUGUCAUAUCCAGUCUUUGUACCUUCUUAUGUUAGCUUAGCAGAAUCAAAACUGUGGAUGGGAAAGCGAUAUAGGGCUGUUAGCGGCUAAUAAUCAGUUAGCAUGUGAGCUAGGAGAGUUAGCGUCAUAGGAAAAAGGAUAGCGAGUGUAUCCUAUUGGACUUUUUAUGGACUUUUUUUGAACUUGUCACCAGCAGCCUUUUCGAUACCUGAGCCCAAAGCUAACCGAAACCUCAACUAACACGUGUCCACCGUCAACAUUCACGAUAAAAUGAAAACAAAACAAAAAAAAGUGAAAAAAAAACUAAACCUAGCACAUAAAAUUUAAUGAAAUAGUUGCUGCUUUUUGCUACGGUUGCCGACGGAUACCAACUGUAGACCACUAGAACAUUUCAAUUUGUCAUUCUUCCAUGUUGGACAGUGUUUCUUCCUCGUGCUGUAAGAAAAAAAAAAAAAAAACAUCUACAUGAGUUUAAACAACUUGAAUUCAGAAUUUGAACUUAGUGGUUUCAACAUGUUGAGAUUUUU
Molecule: messenger RNA, 4717 nt
Organism: Periophthalmus magnuspinnatus
Lineage: Eukaryota; Metazoa; Chordata; Actinopteri; Gobiiformes; Gobiidae
Gene: plagl2
Product: pleiomorphic adenoma gene-like 2
Exons: 4
Coding region: 449-2161 (570 amino acids)
Source: RefSeq, a predicted model, not a curated record